UUUCUAUUUUCUACAAUGUAUACACCAAGAUUUCCCAAAUCUGUCAAAGAAAAUAUUAAACCGCGCGGAGUUUUGGUUCGUGAAAUUAAUUCUUUAAAUAAUGAAUGGAGAGAAGCAUCUUCUUCUAAUGAAAGUCAAAUUACUUCAAUUUUAAAAUUUCGUGACCAAGUGAAGCAAAUUUCUAAAGAAGAAUUGAAGAAACAACUUGAUGAUCGUUUUUAUCGUUUGACCAAAGCCGAUAUCGUAUUUGAAGAUGAUAAGAUGGAGACAUGAAAAAAUGGAGAUGGAGAUGGAGAUUUUUUUAAUCUCAAGGAACUUGAUGUCACUGGUUUUCUGUUUCGAACCGACAACCUUUAUUCAAUAUGUA
Meloidogyne enterolobii is the source of this 367-nucleotide messenger RNA. Lineage: Eukaryota; Metazoa; Nematoda; Chromadorea; Rhabditida; Meloidogynidae. The record is from the annotation of a GenBank genome assembly.